Messenger RNA from Cryptotermes secundus, 1548 nucleotides. Its product is annotated as NFU1 iron-sulfur cluster scaffold homolog, mitochondrial. Gene Ontology annotation, biological process: iron-sulfur cluster assembly. The coding region runs from base 580 to 1227 and encodes 215 amino acids. Lineage: Eukaryota; Metazoa; Arthropoda; Insecta; Blattodea; Kalotermitidae. Gene Ontology annotation, molecular function: iron-sulfur cluster binding; iron ion binding. The transcript has 7 exons. Gene Ontology annotation, cellular component: mitochondrion. The record is from RefSeq and is a predicted model, not a curated record.
UAAAAAACACUGCCCAUUGUGACUGAUAAAUGUUGAUAUUUUAAUUUAUCAUCCUUUAUAUGUCAGAAACUACUAUCUUCAGAAGGAUUUUUGUCAAAAAGUUUGGAAACUACUAUUACAAUGUCACAGAUGUACAUCUAGAUUUUAUAUCUUUUAGCUAAUGCUAGGAUGUACAUUAGAUUUAUUGAAAACCUCUAAAAAUUAUAUACAAUUUUAUCUGUUUAUAAAUUAGUGUCCAAUAUUUGUUUUAAUCUUGAACCAGUAUGGUGUGUCUUUUGCGCCUCUUAUCCUUAAUGGAAGAUGGAUAUUAUUAGGUUUCACAGUGUGGUGUUCCUUGCCUGAUGUUCAAAGCUCUUUGGUAUCACGGUCCAGUUAUUCAGGCUACGCUGUGUUUUGAUGUGGUGCAGAUAUAUACUAACUCACCUUUAUAUAUUUGCAUAGGCAAUUAAAUAUUGCUGUCAAGACGUCAGUAGCCAGUAUUUUGGAAACAAAAGGCUUUAUCACCUGAAUAGCUCAUGGAUUUCUCGUCUUGCUGUUGGGGCUCCAGCAGUCACUACUUCUUUUGUACCAAAACGCACAAUGUUUAUUCAGACUCAAGAAACACCAAAUCCCAACUGUCUGAAAUUUCUUCCUGGAGUUACGGUUUUAGGUUCUGGAGAAACAAUGGAUUUUCCAAAUGGACAGGCCGCAUAUCGGUCACCACUGUGCAAGCUGCUGUUUAGAAUUGAGGGUGUAAAGUCAAUAUUCUUUGGUCCUGAUUUUAUUACAGUCACCAAGUUAGAUGAAGAUGUUGAGUGGCGGAUUUUAAAACCUGAAAUCUUUGCAACUAUCAUGGAUUUCUUCGCAAGUGGCUUACCAGUUAUUACUGAAUCUGAACCUUCAUCUGACACACAAAUUACAGAAGAUGAUGAUGAAACAGUCCAGAUGAUAAAGGAGUUGCUAGACACAAGAAUCAGACCUACAGUGCAGGAGGAUGGUGGUGAUAUCGUCUUCAUGGGCUUUGAGAAUGGUAUUGUGAAGCUGAAGAUGCAAGGCUCUUGCACUGGCUGUCCAAGUUCUGUGGUGACUCUUAAGAAUGGGAUUCAGAAUAUGUUACAGUUUUAUAUACCAGAGGUUCUUGGAGUAGAACAAGUAGAAGAUGAAAUUCAGAUAAUGACAAAACUUGAAUUUGAACAAUUUGAAAAGAAAUUGCUUGCAGAGAAAGAAAAUAAAGAAAAUCAGCCUUAAAUGUAGUCCUGUGUUUGGAAAUGUAGCAGGUUCACUAGAACAUUGGUCUACCCAGUUUAAGUUUUUUUUUAAUGUUUUUGAUAAAACCGGUUGCGAUUUUCAUAUUGUUGUGUAGGUAAUGAGCUUUGGAAUGUGGUAGGUGGUGUACCAACAUUUCAGAUUAACAGACCCUAUACAUGGUGCUUGCAGUGGUAGACCCCGUUCAUGGAAUUGCUGGUGCUGCUUUUUUAAAACCAGCAUGAACUCUUAAUAAAUUGCUCAGCAUCCAUUAUAAAGAAUUCAAAAUUGAAAGGGUACUGGGAAUAAAGACUUUGUAACUUA